Messenger RNA from Cherax quadricarinatus, 3740 nucleotides. The record is from RefSeq and is a predicted model, not a curated record. Lineage: Eukaryota; Metazoa; Arthropoda; Malacostraca; Decapoda; Parastacidae.
UGACGAGUGGACGUGCGCGGAGCCUUGCGUCGGGGGGGCGUGUGUCCGUGUGUGUGUGUAUGUAUGUGUAAGGGGGCGUACACCCCCACCAGGUGGCUUUUGUCGAUUUGAAAAUCCAAGGAAUAAUGUUAGUGAUGGAGUUAUGGAAAAGGAUAAUUCAAUAGGGCUUUAAAAUGCCUAGGGAUUGAUCAGGAAGGUCUUUGAUAAUAAUGCCUGAAGGGAUUUGUGGAGGAGGAGGAGAAGGAGAAGGAGAGAGAAAGAGAGAGAGAGAGGUGUGGCAUCAUCUUAUGAUCUUUGGCACCGGCGACUAAAUUAGUCUGUAAGUCUCCCGUGAUGCUUUGAAGAAUUCUGGCUGAACUGGAGUCUUCCGUCAUUGUAAACUGUGCGUGUGUCACAUACAGUGGAAGAUACAGUGCUUAGUUACUUUAUUACGCUUGUGUAACGUGAAUCGCAGUGUUAAUCAUAUAUGUAGUGUCAUGCGCGAUGACAAUCAGGCACACAGUACUAUGUCUGUUUAGUGAAAGAUACAGUGUGACUUGUACAGUGUCAAACGUUGUGUCCGUAAUGGUUGUUAAAAGGUGUCAGGCACUGAUGCGUUGGUGUCGUUGUGUACCUGAAAAAAUUAUCGUAAAAAGACAAGCCAUUUGGUAGUUCCAUUAACAUUUUUUUUCCAUUUUUGCUUAGAAAAGUUUCCUUGGCAGACAGAAGUGUAUUUUUGAUAGUGACUUUGAAGUGGGAGGUGCAGUGAAGGAAGGAACUCUGGAGUUUAUUAAUGUGGAAGAUUUGCAUGAUGCCUCCGGCACCAUCAUGUCUUCCUGGCGGCUGUGGCACCUACUGGAGUGGUUGGUGCCAGAGAGGAGGGACUCUACCCCUGAGGACGACCACCCCCGCAGCUCCUACCAGUGGAGGUCGUGGGGGCGCCGUGCCAGGACCCAGGCACCGUACCCCUCCCCGCGGCCCUCACGAUCACUCUACACCUCCCCCACCCACGAGCCAGCCAGACCUCAGCAUGUGCCACCACUACGCCGCAGUGUGAGCUGUGUGGAGGGAGCUCACACUAGUGCCACUAGGGCAGGCACGCGCGUGAAGCAGUCAUCUGCUGGCACUCAUGAAGGUACUCGCUUGAAGCAGUCAUCUCCUGGUACUCAUGAAGGUACUCGCUUGAAGCUGUCAUCUCCUGGCACUGGCAGUCAACUGCGUACUCUAUUGGAACACCCCUCACUAGAUCAUAACACUCUUGUGGGUACUAACCUGAAGCAGUUAUCUCCUGGCACCCAUGAAGGCACUCAGUUGAAGCAGUUAUCUCCUGAUCCUGGCAGUCAUUUGGGUACUUUACUGGAGCGCCAGUUCCCUGCACUUGGCACUCUUGCAGUCUCUCAUUUAAAGCAGGAAGCUCCAAGCACUCACGAAAGUGAUCACCUGAAAUUACCGUCUCCAGACGCUGGCAAACCUGACGUUACUCAUUCUUCCCCCGGCUCUGCUUCUUUUAUAGGCACUCAGUUAAAAUUAUCAUCUCCUGACCCUUGCAGUGAUGAGGUUACUAACCUGGACCACCCUUGUCGCGGGGCUGACACCCUAGCGGGUAAUAUCCUGGAACAACCCUAUAAAACUCCUAACUCAUUUGUGGAUACACAGUUAAAGGCAUCAUCUCCCGAGCCUUGCACUCUCGCGGCUACUCUUCUGCAAUAUCCUAACCCCAGUCCUCUUGUAUGUGCUGAGUUGAGGACACUAUCUCCUCACCAAGGAACUAAAAUUGUAGAUCAGCAGAGCAAGUCUCCUGCGGCUGUACUGACAAAAAAUGAGGACACGGGAAGAUUAACCUCUGAAGAUGGAAUUAAUCGUGUAGCAGCAGCUAGUAGAAUAGGAGAUAAUUCUGUCAGCGAAGAGAAUGGAGCAAGGAAAGCCACAAGGGUUUGCUCGAGACGUAGUUCUCUUCCAGGGCAUCCUAGUGACCCUGGAACUUCGAGGAUGUCAUUACACAGGAGGCUUUCAAUGCAGGCUAUACGGCGGUCCAACUCCCGAAGGAAAAUCAACCUGCCGCCAGGUAGCGAGGCUGUAAGAACCAACAAAGAAUAUUCCCACCUUCAAGGGAAUGAGGGAGGGAAAGUUAUCCACAGCUCUAGUUUGCGAAGUUCUAAUAUCAAAGAUGAAGAAUCGCCAUCGAGGGCGUCAACGACGGAGUUUCAACUUCAUCUUAACCUUCACAUGCACGAUUCAACUCAGGUGACUAGCGGUAGCAGUAACAUAUUCAGUGGGACUCCACGUGGAUUCUGCGAGCUGACCAACAGUUGUAUGACCUUCCGCACGGACUACACAGCGGUGGUGACCUCCGGUGGGCCAGACUUGGUGGCUGGGAUGAGUGACUCGGCGCCCAGUUGCCUCCAGGAAGUAACGAGUUCUUCUGACGGGAGGCUCUCGGCAUCGACCCCGGGUAUGGCAGACAUCUCGUCGCCUCUUCUCCCCACUCACAACACACGACCCGCUCUGCCUGUUGCUGCAGCUGCCGCAAUCAUGUCUGGUGUUACUAACCUCAGGUCAAACCUCAAACACAGAGGUCAGGUUAGGAGCAAAAGGUCCGAUUCGGCGGGACACUCUGUGACCUUCGACCUACCUGAAGACUGCGACAAUUUUGGAGGAUUUAGAGAGCGAACUCGUGACGAGAGCGAACCUCUAUCCAAGUGCAUGAAGGAGCAGAGUAACAGAUCACGGCAGUUUGACGGUAAACUGGAAGUGGGGGAACCUAACCAGCGACAUGAUGACUGUCAGAUGGGACUUAGUAAUGGGCUCAACAUUGAGGAAAACAUAGUCAAAGAGGAGAGCGAGAAGGGAGACAUGUACACGACGCCUGGACUCUCGGAAAGAGUCCAGACGCCAGGUGACACAUUUCCUGAAGACCUGACACCUACCACCAACUACCUGGAGACGGAGGACACUACCUGGACGGUGAUGGAGAACCCUCUACACGAGGCGUUCUCCUGGUCACAAGAUCAACUGACCAACGGAGUCUUCAGUGACAGUAUUCCCCAGAGUGUGCUCGACACCGUGCGAGACGAGUGCUCGCAAAUCACUCAGGAAGACCACAACAAUAAACGAAGUAUGGGUCAGACAAGCGAGGAACCCAUACCAUACCUCGACUUGCCCCCCCUAAACUCCCAGUACCCUUCCCCGCUGCCUCCAUACCUGUUGUCAUCGCUGACGUGGUCGUCAGGAGACAGUUGCAGCAGCGAAUCCUCCACGAAGGGGCCAGACUCUGGGUACUGGGGUGAGGGCACAGCCGUGAGCUGUGGCAAGAAGGGCGUCAAGAUAAUGACACAGGGCCGGGAGCUGCACCUACCUUACGCCUUCCUUCACCAGGGACGCCUCAAGCUACGCAUUGUCAGAGGUAAGUGUACAAUGGUUGUAUUUUAUGAAGUGUUAAAACCACGUUAAUCAUUCAGUGCAGGGAGUGGUGAAGGCUCGAUCCUCCGUCAACUAAUUGCGGCAUUGUCUCUGACCGGCCAGGCUGACCGUGUUCCGUCAGUUGUAAGUACAUUCCAUUGUCUCCAAGAUAGCAUGCAGGGCUGCAGUAUUCCCAACUCACCCGUGGAAUGACUGAGCUAAGGACAUGGUUGUUGUUAUGACAACCGAUAUUAAUAAAGAUUUGGGAUCACUAUCAUGGAAUUCUAAAUGUUUAUCUAAUGUUGUGUGUUACUUGUGAUCGCUAGCGUAUGUGCGUUCUUUCUCGGAUGUGUGUGUGUGUG